Molecule: messenger RNA, 2008 nt
Organism: Melampsora larici-populina 98AG31
Lineage: Eukaryota; Fungi; Basidiomycota; Pucciniomycetes; Pucciniales; Melampsoraceae
Exons: 17
Coding region: 71-1633 (520 amino acids)
Biological process (GO): transmembrane transport
Cellular component (GO): membrane
Molecular function (GO): transmembrane transporter activity
Source: RefSeq, a predicted model, not a curated record
UAGAGUGUUUUUUUACCUCGACCAUCGGAAUAUUUUGUUUAGUGUUCUCGACUUUAUUUUUAGAUUAGAAAUGGAUAGCAUGUCAAGCGCCGCAAUACCAUCCGCUCGAACAUCCACGGGUAAAUCAGACCAGGAAAUGAUGAACCAAAAUGCUAUCUCAGAUUCGGUGUUAAGCAAAGUAGAUUCAAGUAUAGCCCAAUAUGUUGAAGAACCUGUCACCAAAGAAGAAAUGGCGAGGAUUAGAAGAAAAAUUGAUAUUCAUCUGCUUCCACUGAUGAUGAUCACUUACUUCAUUCAAUUUCUCGAUAAAUCUACCAUUGGAAACGUGGCGAUACUAGGAUUACAAAAAUCUACCCAUCUAACGGUCAGUCAAUAUAAUUGGCUUGGGACAAUUUUUUUUGUAUCUUAUCUACUCUUCGAGUAUCCACAAAACCUAGCCCUUCAACGUUUUCCAGUAGGAAAAUGGAUAUCCCUCAAUGCAUUUGCUUGGGCUAUAUUUGUUGCCUUACAAGCGAGUUGUAAAAACUUUAUCCAAUUAUUCUUUUGCAGGUUUUUCUUGGGGGCUUGUGAGGGUUGUGCCACAGCGGGUUUUAUGAUUACCACAUCGAUGUUCUAUACACACCAGGAGCAAGGUCUAAGGACGGGUUUUUGGUUUUUGAUGUCUGGUUUGUCGGUGGCCGCCGGAAGCUUCAUUAGCUAUGGAGUACUUCAUAUCAAGCCAACAAUUAUGGAACCGUGGCAAUGGUUCUUUGUCAUCAUCGGAAUUGUAACAUUCCUUGUUGCUGUAGCCCUUUAUCUUUUCUUUCCUGAUUCACCUACCACCGCUUGGUUCUUGACUCCAGAAGAAAGGAUCAAGGCUGUAUCAAGACUAAGAGUCAAUUGCACUGGUAUUGAGAAUAAGAAAUUCAAAAAAUACCAAGCAAUUGAAGCUUUUAAAGACCCAAAGACUUGGAUGUGGUUCACUUAUUGUAUACUGGCCACUAUUCCUAACAUCUCUCAUCAACAAGCAUUGAUUAUAAAAGCCAUCGGUUAUGAUGUGUUCCAAACCAGUCUCUUAACUUCAGUGAUUGGUUUUGUACAAAGCUCAGCUAUCCUUCUUGGUGUAGCCUUGGUUCGUUUUUUCAAAGACUCGAGAUCAAAUGUGGCUGUGGCAAUGUCGACUGUCAAUUUAAUCGGAGCGAUCUGUUCGAUCGCCUUACCCUGGUCGAAUCGUGUAGGACUUCUCAUAGCUAUUUACCUAAACCUCUUCCAAUCUGCUGCUUUUGUUAUCACCAUUGGAUGGCUCACUGCGACUACCGCUGGUCAUACGAAACGCAUCACAGUCCAGGCUUUUGUCCUCACCGGUUACUGUAUCGGCAAUAUCAUUGCACCACAAUUAUGGCAAUCGAAAUAUAAACCUCGAAACAUUGUCCCUUGGUCUAUCAUCACCUUUUGUUAUGUGUUUGGAGCUUUAAUCUUAAUCUUUAUGAGAUUUUAUUUAAAAAGACAAAACUUCAUUAGAGAUUCAAAAAUAACAAAUCAAGUCAUAGUCAAUAAACAAAAAGAAAAUGAGAAUGAAAAUGAAGAUAAAUCAGUUAAAGCAUUUAUGGACUUGACUGAUCUCGAAAACUCUGAUUACAGAUAUGUUUUAUGACCAAGUCCAACCAUGCCAUAAUUCCAAAACAUGAAUACCCUUUACGAAACAUCAACUCAUAUAAAUCUUCAUCUCAUGUCAAUUACAUCCACUUCGGUGUAAAGGAAAGUAGUUUUUUUCCACACCUUUUUCUUAUCUUGUCUUGACUUUUCUUAAAGAUCUCUCUAUCAUGCAACACAUAUCCAAUCCCAUAUUUCAUUUCUCACUCUUCUUAAUCUCUCAGUGUCAUACACAUCUUGUUUAAAUACAUACCACUAUCUUUCCAUUGUACAUUCCAAAGUUUUUAUAACUUUGAAAUUCUUGACUUAUGUUGAUGAUCAAUUUAUGAAAUACAAAGAACUCGUGAUGAUCUGGUUAAUAAAUCACUUAAAAACU